Messenger RNA from Nothoprocta perdicaria, 4385 nucleotides. RefSeq names its product signal sequence receptor subunit 1 (gene SSR1). The record is from RefSeq and is a predicted model, not a curated record. The transcript has 9 exons. Gene Ontology annotation, cellular component: endoplasmic reticulum; endoplasmic reticulum membrane. NCBI's taxonomy places the organism in Eukaryota, Metazoa, Chordata, Aves, Tinamiformes, Tinamidae. Bases 11 to 901 code for a protein of 296 amino acids.
CCUUGCUGCCAUGGGGCGCCCGUCGCAGCUGCUCGUGCUCGCGCUGCUGCUCCUCUUCCCCGCCGCGCUGCUACGCGGCGGCGCUCGCCGCGGGCCAGGUGCUGGUUUACUUGUUGCAGCUCAAGAUGCUACAGAAGAUGAGGAAGCUGUGGAAGAUACUGUAGUUGAAGAUGAAGAUGAUGAAGCAGAAGUUGAAGAAGAUGAGCCUACAGACUUGACAGAAGAAAAAGAGGAAGAAGACUUGUCAGGUGAACCUAAAGCCUCACCUAGUGCUGAUACAACCAUCUUAUUUGUGAAAGGUGAAGACUUUCCAGCAAACAACAUCGUAAAAUUUCUGGUGGGCUUCACCAAUAAGGGCACAGAGGAUUUUAUUGUUGAGUCACUUGAUGCUUCUUUCCGUUACCCUCAAGACUACCAGUUUUAUAUCCAGAACUUCACAGCUCUCCCACUGAAUACAGUAGUUCCACCACAGAGACAAGCCACAUUUGAGUACUCCUUCAUCCCAGCUGAGCCAAUGGGUGGUCGUCCUUUUGGACUAGUUAUCAAUCUGAACUACAGAGAUGUAAACGGCAAUGUGUUCCAAGAUGCUGUCUUCAAUCAAACGGUUACAAUUAUUGAGAAAGAAGAUGGGCUGGAUGGAGAAACAAUCUUCAUGUACAUGUUCCUUGCUGGACUUGGUCUGCUUGUCAUUGUUGGCCUACAUCAAUUGUUAGAAUCCAGAAAGAGGAAGAGACCAGUACAGAAAGUAGAGAUGGGAACAUCAAAUCAGAAUGAUGUUGACAUGAGUUGGAUUCCUCAAGAAACUUUAAAUCAAAUCAUGCAAAGUAGAAGAGAUAAAGCUUCGCCAAGGCGGUUGCCCCGCAAGAGGGCACAGAAGAGAUCGGUGGGAUCUGAUGAGUAAAUGUUAAAUUGUGCAACAGUUCAACCUUUACUAAUCCUGCCUGUUUGGAUGUUUUGGAUUGGAGUAGUGCAGAGAGUCCAUGCCACCAUAAGGAAAAUACUGCUAUACAUUUGGACUGAACAGAUUAACUGAAUGGUGUUAAUAUUACUGAAAAUGCACUUCUUUUUUUUGUUAAUUGUUGGGGGAGGGGAGGUAGCCAUUAAGAUUUGUGCCUGUGUGUGUAAGCAGUUGGUCUUAACAAAAUCAUACUACCUGAAAUGUGCCUUUAGAGUUCUUUGUAAUACUUCUCAUGUGUGUGCUGUCUCUGAGGGAUUUUCCCCUCCUGUUUACCCCAGUCUGAAUGUGUAGUGACUUCAUCUGUCUUGAUUGUAUACUGCCUGUAUGCAUCUUUCUCUGCAGAGGUUUCUCUGCAGCACACAUACUGAAGCUGAUGUGUGCAGCCCUACUUCAGUGCUAAAACACUGAUUAUCUAGAUUUCUGUAUAAUGAGCAUUCUAAAGGCACAAUUGGGUAUAGCUGCUUGUAGCAGUAGACAUAUUGCUGCUGUUUUGAUCUGGGCAUGCAGUGAGCUCAAUCUGAAUUUAUCUCCAUAAAUGUUAGGAGGACUCUUAUACAGCAGCAGAACUUGUGAAGCAUGGAUUUUUUGUGCUGAAUUGGUAUUACUACAUAAAUUUUUUUUACCCAACUUGUUAAUUGACUAGUUAUUCAGUCAUGCCAGCAGCUUAGGUAUUCUGACUGUAGUGGUAUUUGGAAUGUAUGCUCAAAAAUUACUGAAUAUGCUACAACCAACUUCAGUAAGUUCUUGGUUCUCAAACUAGAAUGUCAUCUGUAUCAAGACAUAUGGACUUUUCUUACAAAGCUUUGCAUGGGGAAGGACUUUAGAUUUACUGCGCACAAUUGAAACAUUUUGAAAAGGUUUUGCUUCAAGUAAUCAAACUGGAAAGGGUGAAUAAGUAGUUUCUUGGUCAUUUUUUUACCUCAGACUUGUAUCAGUCCAAGUUGAGCUUUUGUCAUCCUGUCUUUCCUGUUAGUAACACAGAUACAAUUUUGUUACUAAAUGUGUGCUCAGCACUAAGCAGAAAAAUUAUACAUAAUCCAAAUGGGCUUCUCUGGUGGCAGGCACUGCAUAUAUGAUUACCAGGAUCUGAGGUGGUGUUCUUACCCCUUUGAAUUUAGGGGGGUAACUUUGAUAGUAAAAGRAACAGAUUUUGCCAAGACCCAAUUUGCUGUCAUUCAGGCACUUGAACAAAACUGAAGUGUUUACAUUACAUAUGCACGUUCUCCCAUGUCUAAAGGUUUGGGACCUAUCUUAAGGCUUCUUCAGUUUAGAAAACUCACUGAUUUGAGACUUCUGUCUUUUUUUCUUCCCCUUCCUGAUCUCCUCUGUGUAAAAGUGCUCUUUUUGAUCUAUACUUGUUCUGCAGGGACUGAGCAUCUGAGCCAAUGAGAGUUGAGCAAUACCUGCAACUCAUGUCCCCAUACUGUGUUUGAAGCAGUGUCUAAGGUCUGAAGCUACCUGUACUGCCACUCUUACUGUACAGAUCCCCAUGAAGAAAAUGUAAAGACAUUUCAUCACUUGUGAUGGAAUAUAAGAAUGGGAAGAGCAACCUCAGUGAUGCUCUGUUUAAUGCGCUGAUAACAUAGCUCAGGCAGAACAGUAUAGUUGCAUCCAGAUUGUUGGAUCAUCAUAUAUAGGACUUGGCAAACUAUUGGAUGAUAGUUUCAGUACAGGUGACUAGCAAACUUCAUGCGACAGCUUUGCCUCAAAUGAUGUGAUCUGGCUCUGUGGUAGAUUUGUUGUUCUAACUUGCAUUAAUUCACUAAAAUGUAUUAAGUUGUGCUGCACUAAAGUAUACCUGUUGUUGUGGUGAAUAUCUAAAGUAGAGAGACAUCUGCCCUUUCUGGGCAAAUUAUGUAGCCUGCCCAAAAUAAGGUGUUGAAACCUCUUCAUACCUGAAAUCAGGAGACUUGGAAAAGUGUUCUUCCUUCAGGUGGUGAUAAUGAAAGCUUCUCUAGAUUCAAUGGUACCCUACAAAAAAGGCAAAGUAUUACUACAAAGUAGUAGUCUAGAAUAUCUUGAAAUAUCCACUUUAAUUCCCUCAAAUAUAUGAAAGUUUAGUUCAUAGUGAUUUUUAGCUUCUGGAGCAAGUUGGUCUUUUAAAAGAUGCUGACUACAAACUCCAGUGAAGAAUUUGAAUGUAAGACUGAAGCACUGUGCAAGACUGAAGCACUGUGCAAAUAAGAAUUAGAAAUAACAAUAUUUUGAAGGUACUGGCUUGCUUUUCCUUUCCACCCAGUAGUUAAGAUCUGAUUACUCAAGCCCUAAGUGUGAAGGAAGAGAGGAGACAGUUUGGCAGAUUUGUGUAGGUAUUAGUAAUUCAAAAGUACAGUAGUAACAAGUUGUCUUUCAGGUCCUACAACUUUACAUAAUGUACAUUGAAUGGUUAAUAGGAACUUUCUUAGCGAGAAUUUGUUAGUUCAUAGGAACUCUUGACCAUCAGUCCAGUGCUUCUCAGGAUAAAUGAAGUAAUGGUUUUAAAUUCCUUACUUCAUCUUACUCUGCUUUGGCUGGAAAUCAGCGAUAACACUAGUGUGUAGUAGCCAUUGAACUUUAGCAUCUCUUCCAUUCUCUUUACUUUCUAAGCCAGUUCACUACAUCUGGAUUUUUCAAGUGGGGAAAACAUGGCUAUUUUAUGCUGUAGGUUACGUAACAUUCACUUCAAUAUUUGGAUUUUUACAUGUUUUUAAGGACUGCCUAUACAGGUGGUUUAGAAUCAGAGAUAUUUAUUGGCUGUCAUUAUUGAGUAGUUUGUAGUUUCAUUCACCUAAAGAUGGAACAAGUUAGCAAUCCUGCCUGUUGCUGCUGUUAGUUUUUUCCCCCCCGUGAGAGUACAAGCAUUUCUGUAAUCUAGGACUCUUACCAGCCUGUUUUUCUGCUAGUUUACCAAGCAGCACCUCGUAGGAAAUUGCAAGAGGAGGAGCCAGGGCUCAAAUGUUGCUAGAGUUUCUGCUGUUUUGCUGUAAGGGCUGCUAAGGAAGGGUGUUAAGCUGUCARUGAAACUGUCACCUUAGUGGAAGAACUGCUAAGAGCUUCCUUGUUGCUCUUAAAAAUGCUACCAAAGUUAUGUAGGACUGAGGAGGCUGUAUUGAAGUGGGAUGAUACCUUUGUAAAUUUAUCUACAGUGGUAGUAAAGCAUUAAUUUAGCUAUACUUGAAGCAUGUUUGAUCUUUGUAGUCUAAAGAAUAGGGGGCCAUCUGACAAUUUGUUUUCUCACUAUCACUUAGUCUGAAAACAUAGUUAUUGUCAAACGAAAGGAGGAGGCCUCGUCAUGAUUCUUCAUGUGCAUAAUAGGUGAAGUGUAGGCCACAGAAUUGUGUGGUUCAGAAAAGCCAUGGCAGUACUUAGAGUUGCUUCAAAACAGUUGUGCAGAACUUCAUUCUCAUCUUGGAAACCAUCUACAUCACGAUUCACUGUUUUURUUCCU